UACUUCUCUGCUUUCUCACGCAUCCUUCCGAAAAUGAAAAAAAAAACUCCAAAUCAUCAAACCCAUCAAUUUUGUUCUCUGUAAAAAACCCCCAAAAAAUCCAAAUUUCAAGAGAAAAAAGCUUCCCCCGAGUACUCUUCAGUCUCAGUCACUUUGUCAGGGUAGAAGAGCAAGAAGAAGAAGAACUUCCCACAACACCCUUUUCGUCUUUUUCGAUUUCAUUCUCUGAUUCAUUCAUUAUUUCAUUCACUCAUAGCUUCAGCUUUUCUGGGUUUCGUUUCGUUUCGUUUCGUUUCCUUUCCCUUUUCGGUGAUGUUACUACUCCGCUUUGGUCAUUGUUCUUUGUUGGAACCAACAAUUUGCACUUCGCUUUUGCAUCGUCUCUGCUUCUGCUUCUUACCUACGCUCAUUUCGGGAAUGGUUUCUUCGGCGUUUUGAUCCAAAUCUAACAGAUCUGACGCGUCGGUGAUGUCGGUACCUGCGGCUUCCGUUACCGCAGGUAUAUUGGAACAGGUCUCUUACCGGUUUCCUAAACAGUUGAUUUUAUUGUGGUUUGUGAUUUCCGUAACCAAUGCCGAUGUCCCCGGCGUACCACCGGCACCUUUGGUUGCACCUGCUAGUCGCGAUAUGCCUCUACCUGCGAAAUUGCCUCUUCACCAACACCAUAACCGAAAAUAUAUGUCACCACAGAGUGCGCCAGAAGCUGGACUAGCACCCUCAUCUCCUCCUUACUAUGGGCACCUUAUCACUUCUGGUCACCCACCCACAAGUUCAAAUUUUUCCAAACCACUGAUGAAGAGUGGAUCAGCUCCUCCUGAUGGUAGGCUUGAAAACAUCGCUCCCAUACAGUCCAGUGCUGGUGCUAUUCCCUCUGGCUUACCUCAACCACCGCUUUCCCCUAUUGCAGCAGCAGACUGUUGCAAACCUGACAUGGUGCUAAAACGAGGAAGUGAUGAUGACUGCCAUUGUGUCUAUCCCAUAAAAAUUGAUCUCCUCCUCUUGAACGUAUCACAGAAUCCUAACUGGAAACUUUUUCUUGAAGAGUUAGCUUCUGAACUUGGUUUACGAGUCUCUCAGAUUGAGCUGAUAAACUUUUAUGUACUUAGUUUAUCGAGGUUAAAUAUCUCAAUGGACAUUACUCCCCAUGCUGGGAUCAGCUUUUCUGCAGUUGAUGCAUCUGCAAUAAACUCUUCACUUACAUUGCAUAAAGUUCGUCUGGACCCUACACUAGUUGGUGAUUACAAUCUUCUCAAUAUUACCUGGUUUAAGCCUCCACCUCCUUCUCAAGCUCCUAUAGCUUCUGCAUCACCUGCAGCAGCUCCUGAAUAUCAUUUUCCAGCUUCAACAUCACUGAGUUCUCCUAGUAAAGCACACCGUUCUAAUAUGACACUUAUUCUUGGUGUUGGCGCUGGUUUUUUGUUCAUUGCCAUUCUAUUUGUGUUGAUAAUUUGCUUAUGCACAUCUCAUCGUGGGAAGACUGAAGCACCUCCAUUAAUAACUGAAAAACCAAGGGUUGAGGACAAAGUGCCUGUGGCAGGAUCUUUCCCUCAUCCAUCAAGUAUGAGAUUUCUAACUUAUGAAGAGCUUAAAGAAGCAACUAAUAACUUCGAAGCAGCCAGCAUUCUUGGGGAGGGCGGGUUUGGCAAGGUUUUUAAGGGUGUCUUAAGUGACGGCACAGCUGUUGCAAUCAAGAGGCUUACAAGUGGAGGGCAACAAGGCGACAAGGAGUUUUUGGUUGAGGUGGAGAUGCUUAGCCGGUUGCAUCAUCGAAAUCUCGUUAAACUUGUUGGCUACUACAGCAAUCGUGACUCUUCACAAAACCUGUUAUGCUAUGAACUUGUUCCAAAUGGAAGCUUGGAGGCCUGGCUCCAUGGUCCUUUGGGUGUUAAUUGUCCUUUGGAUUGGGACACCAGGAUGAAAAUUGCACUGGAUGCUGCCCGAGGGCUUGCUUACCUUCACGAAGAUUCACAACCUUGUGUCAUACACAGAGACUUUAAGGCCUCAAAUAUAUUGCUAGAGAACAAUUUCCAUGCCAAAGUUGCCGACUUUGGUCUUGCUAAACAAGCUCCGGAAGGCAGAGCCAAUUACCUUUCUACUCGUGUGAUGGGCACAUUUGGAUAUGUCGCCCCUGAGUAUGCAAUGACUGGCCAUCUACUUGUUAAAAGUGAUGUUUAUAGCUAUGGAGUUGUACUUCUCGAGUUGCUCACCGGAAGGAAACCUGUAGAUAUGUCACAACCAUCGGGACAGGAGAACCUGGUCACAUGGGCGAGGCCAAUUUUGAGAGACAAGGAUCGGUUAGAAGAACUUGCUGAUCCACGACUUGGAGGAAAGUAUCCGAAGGAAGAUUUUGUGCGGGUAUGUACCAUUGCUGCAGCCUGUGUUGCUCCGGAGGCUGGCCAACGUCCAACUAUGGGUGAAGUUGUACAGUCUCUUAAAAUGGUGCAGCGUGUAACAGAAUACCAAGACUCCAUGGUACCAUCCUCCAAUAACCGAACCAAUCUUAGACAGUCGUCCACAACUUUUGAGUCCGAUGGAUCCUCUUCAAUGUUCUCUUCUGGUCCUUACUCUGGUUUAAGUGCUUUUGACAAUGACAAUGUAUCUCGAACAGCAAUUUUCUCUGAAGAUCUACAUGAGGGACGAUGAGAGUCUUUCAAAGCAAGGUAACUAGGAAUCUCCCGGCGAGUUGGUAGAAUCCCCCGCCAUCUCUACCCCACCUUUUUUUUUUGGUUUGGCAUCCUAUUUAGAGAGAGGGUGAAGCUGGAGGAUUUUAGGUAACGUUGAAAGUAUGUGGUGGUGUGAUCUUUUUGGGGACUUUGUAAUGGUGAUUGGUGGGAGAAGGAAGGGGUGUUAAUUUCUUCAGACUUCCUGCUCAUUGUGGAGAACUGCUGUUUCAAUUUUUCCAUGGCAGUGUUGUUUAUUCUCAAUGUGGUGCAUAGAUUUUGUAAAUAUAUGUUCUUGUAGCCUGUUCAAUGGGGAAUGGCCCUGAAAGGAUUUUUGUUAAUGAUUCCUCCUCUUGGCUUUAAAUUUA
Molecule: messenger RNA, 3028 nt
Organism: Benincasa hispida (wax gourd)
Lineage: Eukaryota; Viridiplantae; Streptophyta; Magnoliopsida; Cucurbitales; Cucurbitaceae
Product: Protein kinase superfamily protein
Biological process (GO): protein phosphorylation
Molecular function (GO): ATP binding; protein kinase activity
Source: RefSeq, a predicted model, not a curated record